CAACCGGAAAGCCAAGUUCCAAGUGGCAAAUUAAGUUGGUUUUUGAUAAGACUUGUUUUCAUGAUAAGUGAUAACACUGUUUAUUCAUUUCUUGCUACUUUAAUUGUGUUUGUAUUAUGUACUAACGUAGUAUCUUUAGUAAAUAAUGGCUGCAGGCUGCAGGUAUUUUGCUAUUUAGUGAUUGUUAUUUAUGUUGUUAUAUUUCAUUCUAGGUAUAAAUAAUAAUAUAUAAUAUUUAAUUUAUAAAUAUAAAACUAUAUUAUGAAGUAGAUGAACCAAUUAUAUAUUAAUUUACUAAAAACGCUGAAGUUUUGAUUGUAAACCCUUACAUCUUUUCUUCGAUAAUAAUUACUAUUCUGAAGCCUAAAAAUGGUUCUUGGACCAUUGGAUCAUUCUGUUCAAACAGAUAUUAUAUUUGUAAUAGAGAAAACAGCCAUGAACACUUAUAUUAGUGAACUUAAAACAAAUUAUGUGACUCCGACAUUAGAAUACUUUAACCAAGGACCUAUUGAAGAACGAGAGUAUUUGUCUGAAAGUAGCAGUGCAAUUUAUGGUAUUGUAGUUUAUGAAGCAAAUGAUUGUAAACCAUAUCCGUGUUGUCGUACUUAUGGAACAUUCACUAGCCCACAAAAAGUCAUAAAAAUGAUUGAAAAAAUAGACAUGAUUGGUGGUAUGGCAGAAUCCCAUGCUUAUAUGGGUGAAGGUUUAGCAACAGCCCUGGUUUUCUUUGAGGACUUGCAAGAGAUUCGUGAAGCUAAGCAAAGACACUGUAUUCUGAUAUGUAAUUCACCACCUUAUAAUUUUCCAAUUAUGGAAUGUGAAACAUAUGCUGGUCGUAGUGUUGAUCAAAUGGCAAAUCUUUUUCAAGAAAAAGGAAUUUUACUCUCAAUAUUAUCAGCUAGAAAAACUCCUGCAUUAUUGAAAUUAUUUGAAAAAGCUGGCGGUGAUUUACAAAUUUCUCAGAACAAAAACUAUGCGAAAGAUCCAAGGCAUCUAGUUUUACUCAAUGGCUAUAGUCUAAAAGAACGUCCAAUGAGCCCAACUCCCGCUACAACCCAUUCUGGUCUAUCUAUGACUAGUCCAUUAUCUACAAAUGUUAAUAUUGGAUCACCAGUUGCUCCAUGUGCUCCAUUCAGGACUACUAAUCCGGUUAUGGCUAUGCAGAAUCAAGUUCAACAACAACAACAACAACAACAACAACAACAACAACAACAACAACAGCAGCAACAACAGCAACAACAACACCAACAACAACAAGCUGCUCAGGUAGCCCAACAAGCUGUAGCUGUAGCUCAACAACAACAACAACAACAGCAGCAGCAACAACAACAACAACAACAACAACAACAGCAACAGCAACAGCAAAUGAUUCGUAAUGUAAAUCAAGGUCAAAACCAGCAAUAUUCAAAUGUUUCAAAUACUGGUGGUUUCUUGAGGCCUUCUCAAACGCCUCGUAAUUGGCCAAUGAUGCAAAAUCAACAGCGUCAACCAAUUCAAGCAAGUGCAUUAAUUGCACAGUUAACAACUCCUACAUUCCAACAAAGAAUAGAUAUGGCAUCACAACAACAACAAGUACAACAGCAGCAACAACAACAAGUUAAACAGCAGCAGCAAGUUCAACAACAACAACAACAGCAGCAGCAGCAAGCUCAACAGCAGCAGCAAGCACAGCAGCAAGCGCAACAGCAAGCACAGCAGCAAGCACAACAGCAGCAAGCUCAACAGCAGCAAGCACAACAGCAAGCUCAACAACAGCAGCAAGCUCAACAACAGCACCAAGCACAACAGCAACACCAAGCACAACAACAACAACAGCAGCAUCAGCAGCAGCAACAGCAACAAGCUGCUCUACGAAUUAUGAACCAACAGCAGCAACAAGUUCAACAACAACAGCAGCAACAAAAUGGACCUGGCAGACAAACUAUUUGGUCGGGAACAUUAGAAUGGAUAGAAAAAUCCAAGCCUUUAAAUGAAAUACCAAAGAUAACAAGAAACGUCCCUUGUAUUGUUUCAGCCAGUAUCAAAAAUGGAGAACCGGAACUGAAAGCAGAAACAUGGCCUGAUAAACUAAUUAUGCAAUUGAUGCCCAAGAAUUUAAUAGGAAGUAUUGGAGGUGCUCAUUUGAAAGACUCAAAAUCUGUGGUUUUCCAACCUACACCGUGCGAAGCAUUGGAGUCUUUGACCAAGUACAUGACUAGUGGAUAUGCUGGCUGUGUACAUUUUAACAGUGCUCCAACUUCUCAUAAUUGUGAUGUCAAAGUAUUGAUUUUGCUUUAUACGCACGAUAGAAAAGCAUUUAUUGGUUUUAUUCCAAAUGAUCAAGCAGCAUUUGUAGAUAGAUUACGCAAGCUUAUACAACAUCAAAAAGCUUCGUCAGCCAUAUUACGUCAAGGCCAGGGUGGAAUGGGAAUGCCUCAAGGCAAUAUGCCCGGACAAUUGCAAUUACCACCAGGUCCGAAUAUGCCUGGUGGUCCUGGACCAAAUCAGAUGCCUGGGCUUAUGCCUAACAGCGCAUUAACAGCUUCUUUACAAAGUCAACCUCAACCAAAUUUGGCUGAAUUAAUGGGGUCCAACAAUUUUGCACCACAAAGUAAUCAGGUAGUCCCUAAUAGUCCAUCAGUUCAAAUGAUGCCUAGUCCUCAACCAACUGGACAACCCGUCAAUGUUAAUAAUCCAAACAUGCCCUUACAGAGUCCUGGAGGCGUUGGAAAUGUUGGUGUUCGUCCAUCACAAGGCCAAUACAGUGAACAAAUUGAAAUGGCUAGAAAGCAAAAUUUAGCCAAGAUUCAGCAACUUCGUCAGACACUAGAAUUAGCACAACAACAAGAAUUACAGUAUAAGUCUCAAAUGGAGAUACAAAGUAAUCAAAUGAACAUACCACAAAUGCAGCAAUGUUUGGAACAAGCCCAAAUGCAAGAAAACAUAUUGAAGUCUCAGCUAGAAAUACGUAAUCAAAUGAAUGUGCCCCAAAUGCAACAAAAUCUGGAACAUGCUCAAAUGCAAGAGACCAUAUUAAAAGCACAGUUGGAACAUCAACAAGAAGAACAACAUAAAUUGCGAACCCAACAAUUCCAUAUCCAUCAACAGCAACAGCAACAACAACAGCAGCAACAACAGCAGCAACAGCAAUCAAGACAAAUGGUUCCUGGAAAUCAAUCACCACAGAUUAUGGGUAAUAGUGCACCACAGCAGAGAAUGCAAAUGCGACCCGUUAUGUCCAGUAAUCCUGGUCUCAGACAUUUAUUACAACAACAACCACAAUAUAGACAACAAAUGAUGGGCAUGCAACAGGUUCCCGUUCCUCAAGGCAGACCCUUGCAACCUCAACAACAGCAACAACAAUAUGAUGAAGUUCAUACAUUUGACUUUCUUAACUAACUCAAUUUUAAAAUAUUAAUUUUUUUGGUUUAUUUUGUUGAAAUCAUCUCAAUUUUUUUUUUUUUUUGAAUAAUUGAGUAAAUGCUAAUACAAAUGUUUAAACAUUUUAUAAAUUACUUCAUUUUUUUUUACCAAAAGAUUAUUGAUGAACAAUUUUAGAAUUCCUGUUUAUAUAAAUUAUAUUUAUUAUUUUAUUAUUUGUAAAUAAUUUCAUCAAUUAUUUUAAGCACCUAUAAUAAAAAAAAACUUAUUUUUUCUCAUA
Molecule: messenger RNA, 3640 nt
Organism: Metopolophium dirhodum (rose-grain aphid)
Lineage: Eukaryota; Metazoa; Arthropoda; Insecta; Hemiptera; Aphididae
Product: mediator of RNA polymerase II transcription subunit 25-like
Exons: 18
Coding region: 370-3378 (1002 amino acids)
Biological process (GO): positive regulation of transcription by RNA polymerase II
Cellular component (GO): transcription regulator complex; mediator complex
Source: RefSeq, a predicted model, not a curated record